AACGUAUUUAGACGUAAAUCUAUCCGGACAUAAUUUAUCAUCGAUAAUGAUACCACUAAUAGUGUAACCAUUCAAUAUUGUUCGAUAGUAAAUCGUAUUUUUCUAUCAAAAAUUGCAAUUCGAAUCACCCGCUCGUACUUGGAUUGGAAUAUUUUGGAAACAGCCGUCCACUUCUCCGCAAGCAAUGCGCUGAUGUGUUCUGUUCCAGCAGGACAGCAGUUAUUGCACACCGCACACGUCAGCUAGUGAACAUUUUCAGAUUUUCAUAUUGUAAUGUCGGAUGCACACCGACGACAGACAAAAUAGUGCCGUACCAUCAGAUUUGCAUUUAGGACGUUAUCAUAUCACAUGUCAAAAUGGUACUCAUCGCUGCUGCAGUGUGCACCAAGGGUGGCAAGACCAUCAUCUCUCGUCAAUUUGUUGAAAUGACCAAGGCAAGAAUAGAGGGUCUGUUAGCUGCUUUUCCAAAACUAAUGAGUACUGGUAAACAACAUACAUUUGUUGAAACUGAAUCAGUCCGCUAUGUUUAUCAACCAUUAGAAAAACUUUACAUGUUACUAAUUACAACAAAAGCUAGUAACAUUUUGGAGGAUCUGGAAACAUUACGUCUCUUUGCUAGAGUAAUUCCAGAGUAUUGUAAAUCCAUGGAUGAAUUGGAAAUUGCUGAAAAUGCAUUCAAUUUAAUAUUUGCUUUUGAUGAAAUAAUUGCUUUAGGAUACAGAGAAAGUGUUAAUUUAGCACAAAUCAGGACAUUUGUGGAAAUGGAUUCGCAUGAAGAGAGAGUUUAUCAAGCUGUUAGAUUUACGCAAGAAAGAGAAGCUAAAAACAAAAUGAAAGAAAAGGCAAAAGAAUUGCAACGGCAGAGAUUAGAAGCUAAUAAAAAAGGAACGAGUAUUAAAAGCCCAGGCUUUGGAGGAGGUUAUGGCAGUGGAAGCAAUUUCGCACCUACUCCCACUGUUGGAGAUUCAGCGAAUUUUAUACCAGAGCCUACGAAAACAUCCUACACACCAAUGCAGAAACCAGCCUCAGUUGGUGCAGGUGCAAUGAAAUUGGGUGGAAAAUCUCGAGAUAUUGACUCUUUCGUUGAUCAGUUGAAAGAAGAGGGUGAAACAGUUACUUCUGCCAAUUCCUUAGCCAGUGCAGGAACAAGAGUUGCACCAAUUAAUGCAGAUUCUACAAAUAAUGAACCAGUCCAUUUGAAACAGGAAGAAAAACUUAAUGUUAGAAUCAGGCAAGAUGGCGGUGUGCAAAAUUUCGAAUUAGGUGGUUUAGUAACAUUAAAUAUAUCUGAUGAGAAAUGGGGCCGUAUUCGUGUGCAAAUAGAUAAUAAAGAUACAAGAGGAAUGCAAUUACAGACACACCCUAAUGUGGAUAAGGAACUUUUCAAAACAAAGGGCCAGAUUGGUUUGAAGGUUCCUUCGAAACCAUUUCCUCUGCAUACAGAUGUUGGUGUAUUAAAGUGGCGCUUUCAAACUCAAGAUGAAAGUGCACUACCGAUCUCAAUUAAUUGCUGGCCAGCUGAAAAUGGAGAAGGAGGCUGUGAGGUAAAUAUUGAGUACGAACUGGAACAGACAGAUCUGGAAUUAAACGAUGUUCAGAUAAACAUUCCACUACCUAUUGGUGCAAAGCCUGUAGUGAGUGAUUGUGAAGGUCAAUAUACUCACGAGGCCAAGAAAAAUAUAUUAGUUUGGUCAAUACCCAUUAUUGAUGCUACAACAAAAACUGGAGCAAUGGAGUUUUCAGUACCAAACUCACGACCUACAGACUUUUUCCCUGUACAUAUUUCAUUUUCAUCUAAUACGCCGUAUGCUAAAAUAAAGAUUAAUGAUGUUAUGCUUGUUGAGGAUGAUAGUCCAGUAAAACAUUCUGUAGAAACAGUCUUUUUAACAGAUAACUACGAAGUAGUUUAAUCUUUUUAUAAAAUUUCCAUUAUUACAAAAACAAAGAACUCUUUUAUAAAUAUAGACAUAUUUUUUCAAACUAUUCUUUUUAGUUAAGUUUAUCGGUAUUAUGCUGGUUACUGUCAAAUUCACAAUAUUGUGUUUGUAAAGAUAUUUUUCAUAUUAUAAUUAUUAUUAUUGUAAUUAUUAUUAUUAUUAUUAUUAUUAUGAUUAUUAUAAAUUGUCAAACAAUAAAACUAUGCAAAUAAACAUAAGAAAACUAGUUUGAAAAUUUCUACUUGUUGCUUGAAAAUAA
This is a messenger RNA of Nasonia vitripennis (jewel wasp), 2196 nucleotides long. RefSeq names its product coatomer subunit alpha (gene deltaCOP). NCBI's taxonomy places the organism in Eukaryota, Metazoa, Arthropoda, Insecta, Hymenoptera, Pteromalidae. The coding region runs from base 357 to 1910 and encodes 517 amino acids. Gene Ontology annotation, biological process: Golgi localization; endoplasmic reticulum to Golgi vesicle-mediated transport; retrograde vesicle-mediated transport, Golgi to endoplasmic reticulum. The transcript has 8 exons. Gene Ontology annotation, cellular component: cytosol; COPI vesicle coat. The record is from RefSeq and is a predicted model, not a curated record.